Molecule: messenger RNA, 537 nt
Organism: Ambispora gerdemannii
Lineage: Eukaryota; Fungi; Glomeromycota; Glomeromycetes; Archaeosporales; Ambisporaceae
Source: the annotation of a GenBank genome assembly
AUGCCUGCCCGUGUAAUGGCUAAACAAAGAGUAGAGGUUAAUCGUGAGUUAAAAAAAGUCUCUUACGGUCAGCCAAAGCGUAAUGUUUUUCUCUUAAAAUUAAAAAAUGAAAAUGCGAUAAAAGAAAUAAAAAAAAUGGUUAUUGACUACACUGACCCCGAAAGCAAAUAUCCGCAAAAUCAAGUAAGCAGAAUAAUUGAAGAAUUGUUAGAAGAAACCAAAAAAUCUUUAAUAAAGGGUGAAGAAGUCCGUUUACAAGGUUAUUUCACUUUAAAAACUACGAUGACUACUCCCCGCCUGGCUAUGAACUUACAAACUGGCAAGAAGAUGAAAGUUCCCGCGAAAAGAGUUCCCAAGUGUAAGUUUAGUUUAGAACUCUUGGAUAGAAAUAGUAAUAAUUACCUUAUCUUAGAGUUGGAUAAUGGCGAGAGUAUUUUUGUCUUCUCUGAAGGUCAAGCCAUUAAUUUUACCGUGGAAGAAGGAAAUAAUGGUACUAAUUUAUUAGUGGAUUAUGAGAUUGAGGCGGAAAUGAAUUAA